Messenger RNA from Ostertagia ostertagi, 399 nucleotides. The record is from the annotation of a GenBank genome assembly. NCBI's taxonomy places the organism in Eukaryota, Metazoa, Nematoda, Chromadorea, Rhabditida, Trichostrongylidae.
AUGUUCUUGCUCCAAGAAGCACACUUUCCAGGCAGGACACCUCUCCCCGCUAACCUAACUUCGACGUUCAUGGAUAUUAAUAGACGGUAUAACCCAUUUCUGGAAUGGAGUAAUGCAACGGCUCAAUUGGCAUUGGAGGAAUCAGUUACACUACAUAGUGUGAAGAAUGUCAGUCUUAAGGUCACAGCGACACAUGAAUUCUGGGACAAGGACAACAGAACUCUGGAAGAGAGAGUGAACAUAACACUUCAAAGUCGCUUAAAGUAUAAAGGACAAAAUGUUACGUUCCUCCCACCUCGUUCACUAUACGGAUGCAAUGGCACUUAUUAUCCGACACAACUCAGAAUGACGGCCAUCACGGUCUCGUGCCUCUACAUCUUUCGACUCCCUGAACUGUAG